Prorocentrum cordatum is the source of this 1548-nucleotide messenger RNA. NCBI's taxonomy places the organism in Eukaryota, Dinophyceae, Prorocentrales, Prorocentraceae. The record is from the annotation of a GenBank genome assembly.
AUGAUGGAAAUCAUGGGCGUGUUCUACAACAUCCUGGGUGUCGUGCUCCUGGUCCUCGCGGGCUUCGUCAUCUGGAUCAAGUGGGACGCGGUCCUGCUGAUGCUGACCGGAGACUCGAAGAUCCACUGGAGCAGGUACGACCAGGCCUUCUGGUGUUGCUUCAGGUGUUGUGGUCUGACCAGUGGGGAGUGGACCCGGUCGCUGAGCGGGGCGAUCUGCAAGUGCGAGUGUUGGCCCUUCUUCAGCAGGAGGUACGCUGGAAGGAACCUCGUUCGCAUGCUGGGGGAAAGCGUCGGGCUGGUGCCUACACAGGUGCUGGUGGAGAACGUGGUGGUCGGUGACCUGCCCUGCUCCUGGAUGAGGAGUCGACUGUACCUCCAGGUGGAGGUCGGCGACGGUCCCCCGCAGGUCUCGGAGGUCCUCGAGGACUGCAACCCCAAGGUGGCGCACUUCCAGACCAGGUUCACGCUGGCCGUCCUGCGGGGUGGGAACGGCGCGCCAGUGCGCUUCGUGAUCCGCGAGCUGCACGUGCUGGGCCACAGGGACGUCUGCGAGUGCCACGUCAACCAGGGGGACAUCGUCGACUGGGCGGGGGCCGGCUGGCAGAGCCACCCGCAGGGCCCGCUGCGCUUCAGGAUGUACCCCCCCAGCGGCGGCGAGCAGCCGGGGGCGCGGACGCUGCCGUCUUGGAUAUUCCUGGAGUUCACCAUCCCCGACGAGCCGCCCGCGGCGAGCAGGGCGAUGGGCAGCUUCGGCCUGCACCUGGUGCUCUCCAACGGCGACGUGGUGGAGACCGACAGCGCGAAGAAGUUCAAGCAGGACUACCAGCUGCUGAGCAGCGGCGGCGACCCACUCCCGCCGGGCUGCGAGCCCGACGAGGAGGUGGUGGGCGACCUGCAGAAAGCCAAGAGGCGACAGAUCGGCAUUGUGCGGUGUGGUUUCGUCUCUGUGCUGCUGUUCUGGCUUGGGUUCGUCGGCCUCGUCUCUUACUUCGGUUCUUGUUGGAUCGAGUGGAAGAAGAUCGCUGUCCUGGUGGAACACGACCUUGACUUCCCCGUCGCUGAGAGCGAGCAGCUGCGGGUGUGGCACGAUUGCGGCUACGAUGAGAACAGCUUCUAUAGGGCCCUUCGUGCCACCUUGCGCUACAUCUCCAGAUACAUGGAGAAGCGAUUCCUCGGCUUCGUCGGAAUGGCGCCACCGAGACCUGAAAGCCCUCCCGAUGCCAGCAGCACGACGAUGGAUCCGAUCCUCAACCCUUGCAUGCCAUCCGCGGCGAGCGUCCACGAGACAUGCACGAACCUUCCUGAAGGGACCAGUUCCCCCAUGUUCCCGGCGCCAGUCCUGGAGUACUUUGUGGAGUGCUCCGCCUCCUUCACCUGCGAUGACGCCAGGGCAGUGAUGUCGUUGUGCAAGAACGCCUUCGACACCGGCAUCAUCUUGCUGGUAUUGCUCGCAGUCAUCUCGUGCGUCAUGCACGUGUACUUCCAGCACAAAGAGAAGCGGGCGUACCGACUCGUGGACUCUGGCGCGCGCGAUCUCGAGGGGUAG